CACUGUUGUUCAAUUGCCUGCUUCACUACCUCAUACCACUUAUUGCGAGACUUUAUACGCAUUUUGCUUGAGCAAUUGAUUAAGGAGAGAAAGGAGCAAAGAUGGCAGCAGCGUCCGCAUUCUCAAUGUUCUCUCUCGAGGGCCAGACGGCCAUGAUUACAGGUGCGACGAGGGGCAUUGGACAAGCAGCUGCCGUCGCAUUGGCAGAAUGCGGGGCAGAUAUCCUUCUGAUACAGCGUGAUCGAAGCAACACCGAAACCCAAAAGAAAAUCGAAGCCCUAGGUCGAAAAGCUACCAUCUACACCGCAGACCUCUCUUCCCAAGAAGAAGUCAAAGCCCUGACUCCAAAAGUGCUGGCAGAUGGACACAAGAUCUCCAUCUUAGUAAACUGUGCCGGGAUCCAGAGAAGACACCCUAGCGCCGAAUUCCCGGACAAUGAUUGGAACGAGGUCAUCCAAGUAAACCUCACAACAGUCUUCACCCUCUGCCGCGACAUCGGCUCGCACAUGCUCUCCCUCCCUCCCUCCCCCCUCACCUCCCGCCGCGGCUCGAUAAUCAACUUCGCCUCGCUACUCACCUUCCAAGGCGGGCUCACCGUGCCCGCGUACGCAGCAUCCAAAGGCGCGGUCGCGCAACUCACCAAAGCGCUGGCGAACGAGUGGACCAGUAAGGGUAUCACGGUGAACGCGAUUGCGCCGGGCUAUAUCGAGACGGAGAUGAAUACGGCACUGUUAAAGGAUAAGGAACGCUUGAGGAGUAUUAGUGAGAGGAUUCCGGCCGGGAGGUGGGGAGUUCCCGGGGAUUUUAGGGGGAGUGUGGUGUUUUUGGCGAGUGCGGGGAGUGCGUAUGUUAGUGGGCAUGUUUUGGUUGUUGAUGGGGGGUGGAUGGGGAGGUAGGUUUGUGUGGGGGGUUGGUUUGUAUGUUGGUAGAGUAAAGGGAUAGAUUGUUUAGAUUGGGG
Messenger RNA from Mollisia scopiformis, 958 nucleotides. RefSeq names its product NAD(P)-binding protein. Gene Ontology annotation, molecular function: oxidoreductase activity, acting on the CH-OH group of donors, NAD or NADP as acceptor. Lineage: Eukaryota; Fungi; Ascomycota; Leotiomycetes; Helotiales; Mollisiaceae. The record is from RefSeq and is a predicted model, not a curated record. The transcript has 3 exons. Bases 102 to 896 code for a protein of 264 amino acids.